This is a messenger RNA of Panonychus citri (citrus red mite), 2431 nucleotides long. Its product is annotated as cell division cycle protein 20 homolog. Gene Ontology annotation, molecular function: ubiquitin ligase activator activity; anaphase-promoting complex binding; protein binding. The transcript is spliced from 4 exons. Bases 293 to 1963 code for a protein of 556 amino acids. NCBI's taxonomy places the organism in Eukaryota, Metazoa, Arthropoda, Arachnida, Trombidiformes, Tetranychidae. Gene Ontology annotation, biological process: positive regulation of ubiquitin protein ligase activity; positive regulation of anaphase-promoting complex-dependent catabolic process; anaphase-promoting complex-dependent catabolic process. Gene Ontology annotation, cellular component: anaphase-promoting complex. The record is from RefSeq and is a predicted model, not a curated record.
UUGAUGCUUGUUCAACUUUCUGUGAUUACAUUUGUCUUUUUUCAUUAUUUCUAAUAAUUAAAUCAACAAUAAUCAUUUUCUAAUUAAAACGUGCUAAUCAAAGAGUCCUAAUUCUUAAAGUAUAAUAAUAUUCUGAUCAAUUUUAUUGAGCCGCAUUUCUUUGUUUCAUCUUUAAAGUUUUCCUUAAACUUUCCACAUCGCUUUGUGUUAAUAGUUUUUAUUAAUUUUCUUUAAGUUUUUAUUUUCUAUUCUCCAUCUUUUUUUUCUAUUUUAAAGAAAUACUCAUUGGAUAAUGUCUGAUCUUGACUUAACUAAAGACUUAAUUCACAAUGAUUCGAAUUUUAGUAAAAACUCACUAGCCGCUCCUUCCUCUUCAAGAGUUACAGGAGUUUCUCGGAAACCAACGAUCUCAACCACAAGGUCUGGCAAGUCCACGGCCAUUGAUACCUUGACGACAAGCUUUAACGGAUCACUUCUUAACUCAUUUGCCUCUCUAAACAUUGGUAAUGAUUCAUUAUGUAAUAAAUCUGUGACCACGUCCAUGUCCGCUCCUCCUGCUAAAACUCCGUGUAAAACACCAGGUAAAAAAGGAAAUUUGAAACUUGAAAGGACACCCGGAUCUGCGAUGAAAAACCUUAAGACUCCUAGUAAAAGUCCAAGCAAUGGGCCAGAUAGGUAUAUUCCUAAUAGAAAUGCCAUGAAUCCUGAAAUUAAUCAUUACCUGUUGACCCAUGGAGAUAAAUCGACUAAAGAAAAUGAUGGUGAACCCGCUAAAGACACCACAUUAUCUCAAUCUUCCAACCAAAAAGCAAUUAGUGACGCGCUUAAUUGUGACAUAAGUAACCAUAGAAUCCUCUGUUUUAAUGACAAGGCUCCCGUAGCUCCAGAAGGUCAUGCGAAUAACCUAAAAGUCUUAUAUAGCUCUUCGAAAGUGUCCAGUUCCUGUAAAAAAUCCUCUCGACAUAUUCCCACCCAACCCGAAAGAAUCUUGGAUGCUCCUGAAAUUAAAAACGAUUACUAUUUACAACUAUUGGACUGGAAUAGUAAUAAUUUAUUAGCUGUUGCUUUAGAUAAAGAUCUUUAUCUUUGGAACGCAUCAAAUGGUACAAUUAACCGACUUGUUGAACUACCAGAGGGUGAAUAUAUAUCAUCAGUCUCAUGGUUUGAUGGUAGUCAUAGUAUUGCCGUUGGAACAAGUAACCGUGAAGUUCAACUUUGGGACGCUGAGAAACAGAAACGUCUUCGAGUUAUGCCAGGUCACUCUGCCCGUGUUUCAACCUUAUCCUGGAAUAGUCACAUUCUUAGUAGUGGAGCAAGAAGUGGUCAAAUUUUCCAUCAUGAUGUUCGUAUCGCUAACCAUCAUAUUGGAACUCUUAAUGGACACGACCAAGAAGUUUGUGGCCUUAAAUGGGCCAUUGGUGGUAACUAUUUAGCCUCGGGUGGUAAUGAUAAUACAGUUAAUAUUUGGUCUAAAGAUCCUGGUUGUGAUCGACCCAUUUACACUUUCACUGAUCAUCAAGCUGCAGUCAAGGCCAUUGCAUGGAAUCCAUGGAAACCCAAUUUGUUGGCUACUGGAGGAGGUACUGCUGAUCGACACAUACGAAUUUGGAAUAUAAAUAAUGGAACAAACCUUUACUCUGUUGAUACUAAGUCUCAGGUUUGCGCUAUUCUUUGGUCAAAAGAGUAUCAAGAGCUUAUUUCGGCUCAUGGUUAUGCUAAUAAUGAAUUGAUCAUCUGGAAAUAUCCUGGAGUCACUAAAAUCUCUGAACUUCGAGGUCACACUCAAAGGCUAUUAGGACUCUCCAUGAGCCCCGAUGGAUCGACAGUUGUCUCAUUGAGCGCUGAUGAAACAUUGAGGUUCUGGGAAUGUUUCCAAACGGACACUGAAAAAAAGAAAAAGGCAGAACUCAGAGCGUACAAGGAGAAACUUGGUAAUAAUCCAUUGAGAGGCAGCAUUCGAUAAUCGUUCGAUAUGAGUUGCAUUAAGUAGUAGUAAUUAAUUAGUGAGAAUUAUUCAAAAAGGAUGAGAAAAGUUUAUGUUCAUGAUGAGUUUCCAUUGAUCCAUAAGGUGAAAACUUAAUCAUGAAUAGUAAAUCUUAAUCCUUAUUGAAUAAAUGAACAAUAAAUUAACAGUAAACCUGAUCAACCAAAUCAUCGCUCAAUAUAAAUCAUCAUCACUUUACACCUUUUACACUAAAUCAUCCUUACUUUAAAUCAAUCAUAAUCACUUAAAAUAAUUAUUUUUAAUAAUUGACUGUUAAAUUGUUCAAUAUGAUAACUUUACACAUGCUCCCUCAUCCUCAUCCUCAUCAUCAUCUCUCUUGCUCUCCCUCUCUUUAUCCUUUUUUCAAUCAAACGAUUACAUUGUAAAACAAAAUCUCUUAUACAACUUUGAUCAUCUUUAAAACAAUUAAAAAAAACUUGAGACAAA